UAAUUCCUUCACCUCGCGCUUUGAUUGGUGGAGAGAGACGCUUCCGUUGACCUUUGUCCUUGGGUCACCCCUGGGACGUCUGUAUACGCAGCUUAGGAAAGGUUUCGGGGCGUGUUUCGUUUCGUUUCUGUGCUUCGGACGCCGAAUUGCUGAGAAAUGUGUAAUUUAGAGGUUUCCUAACGGUGCCGAGAUUUGAGCGGAUCCGUAGGAAGGGUCAGGACGAUGCCGUUCGGCGUGGAGGUGGAUAAAAAGACACUUGCGGCGGUGGGGGUGGGCGUGUUGGUGGGCGCAGGGUCGGCCAUGGUUUUCUCCUACCUCGCCAGGAUGAGAACCAACCCCCCGCACGCCUUACACGAGCGGCCCGCCACCGUCAGGGACCUGGCCAUGCUCCAGGACACCGUGGAGAAGCUGAAGGAGGAGGUGGUGGGUCUGCGGGAGAGGCUAGCGUCGUCGUCGGGAGGGAGGCGGAGGCGCGCCCGGGAGAACUCCGGCUUCGCCUCGGUGACGAGUGGGUCCGAGUACAUGUCCGUGACAAGUGGGGAUGAUGAUGAGGAUGAUGGAGGGUACAUGACCCCGCCUGAUACCGACUCGGACGUCGCGGCGGUGACGUUUGACGAGGGCGCGCUGCAGCUGUCUGAGCUGGAGGCCAGCCUGGUGCGAGUCGACACCCUCCAUAACGGCAGUCUGCAGAACAAGGAGGAGGCCUACAACAUGCUGCUGCAGCUCAAGGAAAAGCACAGCGGCAGUGCUGAAGUUCUGUGCAGAGUUGGUAAGGCUUCAGCAGCAUUUAACCAGCUGGGCAAACUCUGGAGAAACAAGAAACUGUCCCUCAAGACCAAGAUGCGCUUUUACAACAGCAACGUCCUGUCAACACUUUUGACGGAGAAGAAGGGGGCGCCCAAGGAUGAACUGGCGACAGACAGUGGAGAGGGACCUUCAGGCAGUCAGCAUGAGCUGGAAGGAAGCCUUGAGGCUGGCUGCUGA
Molecule: messenger RNA, 984 nt
Organism: Branchiostoma belcheri (Belcher's lancelet)
Lineage: Eukaryota; Metazoa; Chordata; Leptocardii; Amphioxiformes; Branchiostomatidae
Product: regulator of microtubule dynamics protein 3-like
Exons: 4
Coding region: 223-984 (253 amino acids)
Source: RefSeq, a predicted model, not a curated record